AUGGCUUUGGUUGACACGGUCAUCCUUUUUCGUGAUCGCGAGGGCGAGCGAGACCCGCUCAAAGCGACCUGGUAUCUAGUGGCCACCGCUGCUCUUACAGGUGCUGGGGCUGGAUCAGCCGUUCCCUCAGUAUACCGUGCCGCCACAAACGGCCUGCCUCUCGAACUUGCCAAGCUGGUCCAGCGGAGAUUGAAAGAGGCAAUCCUCAAAUCGACGAUCUUUGUGGGAGUACCACGCUCGGCAGGGGCAGCGUUUGCACUAUUCAGAGAUUUAAGCGACGAGGAAAUCGAUCAUUAUGGACCCCGGUUCGAGUCAUACGACGACCCGGAGGAACAGGAUAAAAGGGAAGCCCGCGGGAAGAAGUUUUUUGAUAUCCUUUGGACUCCAAUAGGGGCUGAAGGUGUUCGAGCAACUCUGAAGAAGUACCAACCAGACUUUUGUAGGCACAACAGCUUUGGAGACUGCAAAUACCAUGCUGACGCAGCGAUAGAUCUCUUAAAUCAGAGGCUCAUUUACGAAUACUGGGGUUCUGAAGAUAGAAUUCUUAAAGAUGUGGAGACGGAGCUUGUCGCUAUUGCCAGUCUUGUUGCAAUGAACUGUCCUGAACAGCUAGUUUGGCAUCUGAAGGGAGCCAUCCGUCACGGGGCCACAAGAAGCCAGGCGCAAUUUGCUUACGAUCUGGGAAUCGCUGCCUCAAAAGCUGCGGGCUGCGAGCUCAGUGGUGUCCCGAAGUGGGAGGAUUUUCAUUGGGAGACACCAAAUUCCGCUGAAGAAGAGAUUUUAAACUGA
Molecule: messenger RNA, 789 nt
Organism: Cladophialophora psammophila CBS 110553
Lineage: Eukaryota; Fungi; Ascomycota; Eurotiomycetes; Chaetothyriales; Herpotrichiellaceae
Exons: 3
Coding region: 1-789 (262 amino acids)
Molecular function (GO): peroxiredoxin activity
Source: RefSeq, a predicted model, not a curated record